This is a messenger RNA of Petromyzon marinus (sea lamprey), 4339 nucleotides long. RefSeq lists its product as uncharacterized. The record is from RefSeq and is a predicted model, not a curated record. NCBI's taxonomy places the organism in Eukaryota, Metazoa, Chordata, Hyperoartia, Petromyzontiformes, Petromyzontidae. Gene Ontology annotation, biological process: regulation of transcription by RNA polymerase II. Gene Ontology annotation, molecular function: DNA-binding transcription activator activity, RNA polymerase II-specific; RNA polymerase II transcription regulatory region sequence-specific DNA binding.
CCCAGCUCCGCCUCUCCUAGGCACCCCCACCACCCGCUUCCCUGCAUCUCCCAACUCGCGACACCCCACUGCGAGGCUCAGUGUGGAACCCCCCGUUAUUUAGGAGGCGAGGGUUUUCUCGGCACUCAACUCAACAGCCCCAAAUCUGGACUCUGUGCUCCAGUAGCGGCUCACACACACACACGCACGCGCGCGCGCACGCACACAUACUCGCGAACACAUGCACGUACACGCACACGCAGAUUAUAACCCCGUACAGUCCUUCACCAACAGACUGUUGGGUGCAAGCACUGUUAGCGAGCAUCUGUUAAGACGCGGCACUGCGCAACGCGGAGGCGGUAGUGACUAGCACCACACACGCAUCUUACACAUAGACCCCCGUACGUCCGUAGGCGUACACAGUGGCCAGCGCGCAUCCUGCACACACACAGGCACGCGUGCUAUUGCAAGCGCUAUAUGUAGCAGUGGUGGUAGUUCUGGUGGUAGCAGUGGCGCAUUGGAACAUGCCGACCAUGGAAGGCACAGAGUUUGGAUUUUCUCUCCAGGGCCGUCGCGCCCCAGCCACGCGUGAAUGCUGCUUCCCCGAGGGUCUCUACGCGAAACUCACCGUUCCUGUGGCGGGGAGAACGUACGUUGAGGACAUGCUGCCCGGCUACCCGACUCUGCAGCAGCCAAGCUACGCGCCGAUUCCUGAGCCCAGCUGCAGCAACAGCGGCGGAGGAGGUGGAGGUAGCGGAGGUGCAGAGGACAAUUGCAAGCAGCAGCAGCAGCAACAACAACAGCAGCAGCAGCAAGGCAGCUGUGCUUACGGUUCUGGACUGCAUUGUGACAGGAGCCGGGAACAGAAGCCUGGGUUGUCCGUGUUGGACGACGGGAGCUCCCCGCUGAGUGCACUCCGCUACUGCAUGCCGGCUCUCAAGAUGGAGCACUACCUGAGCCUCAAGCAGGCGGCCGUGUCAUCCCUACGGGACCACGACUCGUCCGAACCUCCUCCUCCUCCUCCUCCUCAUCACCAUCACCACCACCAUCACCACCACCAACACCACAACCACCAAAACCAGCACCAUCAUCACCAUCAGCAGCAGCAGCAGCAGCACGGCAGCAGCAAGGGCGAGACGAGCCCCGAUUCGGUGGACAUCAAGGCCGGAGGUGGUGGAGACAUCGGCGGUGGAGGAGCAGGGGGAGGAGCAGGGGGAGGAGCAGGAGGAGGAGGGGGAGGGAAGGGCAAGAAGAGACGGAACCGCACCACCUUCACGAGCUUCCAGCUGGAGGAGCUGGAGAAGAUCUUCCAGAAGACGCACUACCCCGACGUGUACGCGCGGGAGCAGCUCGCCCUGCGCACGGAGCUCACCGAGGCGCGAGUGCAGGUGUGGUUCCAGAACAGGCGAGCCAAGUGGCGCAAGCGGGAGAGGUUCGGGCAGAUGCAGCAGGUGAGGAGCCACCUGGCGGCCGCCUGCGCCUUGCCACUGCUUCCCCAGCCCGACACCUACCCACAGCUGCAGAACGCGUCCUGGGUGGGCGGCAGCAGCGCCGGCGGCUCGCCGGUCUCCAGCUGCAUGAUGUCCCCGCACGACGCCCUCCCGCCGUCCUGCAUGUCGCGCCACGCGCACGCCCACGCCCACGCCUUCGUGGGCAUGCCCUCGCCGGGACCGUGCCUCUCCCCGCCGGGAAUCGGCAGCCUCUUCAACGGCGUGGGACUCGGCGCGGGCGGAGGAGGAGGGACGGCUCCGUCCGGGGCGUCGGGCGGCGGAGGGGGGAUCUCGAACGCGGCCGCGGCCGCCGCGGCCGCCGCCGCCGCGGCCGCCGCGGCCGCUGCCGCCGGGGUCAACGGCCACGAGUUCACGCUGAGCGUGGAGUGCGAGCGCAAGAGCACCAGCAUCGCCGCGCUGCGCAUGAAGGCAAAAGAGCACAGCGCCUCCAUCUCCUGGGCCACGUAACCGCGAUGGGUCGCGCAGCAGCAGCAGCAGCAAACUGCAGUUACAGCUGCAGCCAACAUUCGUUGGGAGGUCAUGUGACGAAGUGACACCCGCCACCCCCUCCAAACCCACCCCGCCCCUUACCGCCUCCCAACCCACCCUACUUCGCCCCCCUUUGAAACCACCAUCAGUGCCGCCACUCAGCUGCGAUCGAUGCAGCCGCAACUCAACUUUGCCCUGGGUCACAGAGCUCUGGCAUGGUCGGUAGUGGAGUUCAGAGCCAGCGGGUGCCUUCAUGCAAUGAUCAUUUGAUUGUUUUCAUGUAGAAUGAGUUCCUGCCGCAGUACUGACUCUUUUCAAUGCCCUGCGCUCGGGUUUAUGGCAGAGUCGUGGUGUUAAAUGAAGGUCAAAGUGUCCUCUUGCUGAAAUGAACGUGGGGCAUCGCUCACUGCCAUUGGCAGCCCUGACCUAAUGGUGUCAAUUCCAUAAUCUUAUGGCAAGGUUUUUUACGUCGAGAGGAUGACCGCUGUUCCCACCAGCAUUUUAUUGACCCUGGGGGGGAUGAUAAUAACGGGCAAAAAUCGACCAACCAAAACACGGAUUUGAACUUCCGACUGUACAACCUUCUGACCGUACGUCACGUGCUCUAAUCAUAACGCCACUCCGCCAAAUAAUAAUAAUACAAAUAAGACUUAAAUCAGAUUAUCUAUUUCAGGAAGGUCACUCUUGAGAUGUUUGACAUAUUUCGAAGUGGUCUUUUAUUGUUUAUACCUUCGGACCAUGCUCAGAAAAAUGAGAUAAAUCCAGCAUCCUCUUUUGCUUCGAGUCCUGUACCAUCAUACUCAAGGUCAAGAGGUCAUCAAGGCCAAUACAGUUGAUGCCGUCAUACCUUCCCCCAGUUUAAAAAAGUAAACUUUUUUUAUUUUACUCGUUAAUGCCCACUGAGUUAUACAGCUCUUUUUCAGGAGUGACCUGGCCACAAAUGAUAUCUCAACGAAGUGGCUUAUCAUGUGGAAUCGCAUAGCACCCACAUACUAUACACGGAGUAAAAUCCACGCGACCACGGGGUCGGGAUUGAACCCACGAACCCCCUGCCUACCAGGCGAGUGGGAUAACAUGUCGCCACCACGGCGCCCAGUUUCACGUCCUCCCCUCGGUGGCUGAUUUCCUGGGAGCUGUCGACGCUGCCGGUCUCGGUCGCCCAUCGUCUUCCUCCAGCUCACGCCCCCCCCAACCCCCUCCCCCCACCCCGCGACUUCAUUGCAGCCUCCUCCUGCUGCUCCGUUUGCUGUAACGUGGACGUCAAAGACCCAGUGAUACCCGCUUGCAAUGAGAGCUAGCGAUUGCGUGCCAAUGUAGUGCGGAAUCCAGAUCCCAAAUUUGCAACAUCACUUGCUGUUUGUAUGCGAAAAUAAAUAAAUAAAUAAGCAUGGACUUGUAGAUUUGCUUUGCAAGCAAAAUACGCAGUGACUCUCAAAAUGAUCUCAAGUGUUUAGAUAAUGGACUAUGAGCUGAUAUUUACCCAAGUUACUACAUACAAAAAAAUCAAAUAUCAGAUGUGUGGCCGUAUAGAUGAUAUUUGUUAUAAAUGGUGUGCCCAAGUGGUCCUACGGUUCGAUCGCUUGACCCAACAGACGUAAGUUUGCAAGUUCAAAUCCCCAUUGGUCGUCAACUCUGCCCAUCAUCCCUUCCAGGGUCUAUUAAAGUGAGUCACCACUUUGUGAGGAAUGCAUCUGCGACUGUCGUAGGGAUAGGAAUGGCCCCUACCAUGAAAGUGUGGAAUUGUUCAGCACUGUCUGAGCGACAGCUAACGAGCCUGGGAGCGCUUCUCCGUCGCUCAUCCAAACAGGAAGUAGGCACUUUGACUUUUCAAAGAGAAAAUGCGUGGCAACAGCUUUAACGGACGGACUUGCCAACUCGACAAUGGCAUUCGAAUGCAUAGUGCGAGCUACGUACGUGCACACGCACACACGCGCGCAGAACUCAAGCAAGGCAGCCGUACAGGUGGCAAGUCUCUCUUUGAGUAAUGAAGCACCUGGCUCUCUGAAGAAAUGCUCCUCGGGCGGUAGACACUUGUGGCUGUUGCUGCUGCUGCUGCAGCAGCCAGAAGGACAAUGUUGGGGCUGCAGGGGGCAAAGAGUGGAGAUGGAAAAAAACGAUCCAGACACUGACAAAAAGAAUCUACGACUUCAAUCUGACAUUUUGAGAAGUCCAAGUCCCAUGGUUUGGGGAAUUAGACGAAAAAAUAUUUAGUGAUGUGAUGUGUUUGCAUUUGGGAGCGGUGGAAGGUUUAAGUUUAAAGGUUUCCGUUUUAUUUUUAGAUUCUUUUGCUUGGCAAGGAUGUGGGUUUUUUUCUUGCUCUCGUACUAACACAGUGUUGGUGGCGUAUGUCCAGUAUAUAUAAAAAAAAUUCCGAAGUUAAA